Molecule: messenger RNA, 1489 nt
Organism: Spinacia oleracea (spinach)
Lineage: Eukaryota; Viridiplantae; Streptophyta; Magnoliopsida; Caryophyllales; Amaranthaceae
Product: CAX-interacting protein 4
Exons: 3
Coding region: 248-1204 (318 amino acids)
Molecular function (GO): nucleic acid binding; zinc ion binding
Source: RefSeq, a predicted model, not a curated record
UUUAAAGCACUCUGUGAAAAAGGCGGUUUACAACGCUUUUCCCCUUUCCCUUCUGUGUUUUCUCUCAUCUAUUUUUUCUCUCUCUUCAUCCAGACGCCAUUAAAGCUUGAAGCUCGACCUUUUUCUCUUCUCGGCUUGCAUCCAUUUCUCCUUCCCAUUGUCCGUAUUCGCGCUGCUUACGUCGUCUACGUUAUUAACCGGUUCAGAAACCCUAAUAUAAUUUCGAGUUGUACAUUUCGGUUUCAAAAUGCCGGCUACAGCAGGUCGGGUGCGUAUGCCCGCAAAUAACCGGGUUCACAGCAGUGCUGCCCUUCAGACUCACGGUAUUUGGCAGAGUGCGAUUGGUUAUGAUCCCUAUGCUCCCACUAAAGAUGAUUCCAAGGCUGCUUCUCAGAGCAAGGACGAGGCAGAUCCUGAGAAUGCUUACGCAAAUUUCCAGGGUUUGCUCGCUCUAGCUCGUAUCACUGGUUCAAAUAAUGAUGAAGCCCGUGGUGCUUGCAAGAAGUGUGGCCGUGUUGGCCAUCUUACUUUCCAGUGCAGGAACUUCCUGAGUGCUAAAGAGGAGGAGAAAGACCCAGAAAUGAUUCAGGCCAAUGUCAUGGCAGGGUUAAAGAAAAUUAAGGGUAGUGUUGGGAGAAGGAACGGUACUGCUGCUGAAAGAUCAGAGGAGAGUUCCGAUGUGGAUGAUGAGACUGAGAGCUCUGAUUCUAGUGAAGAUUCAGAGAUGGAGAAGAUUAUUGCUGAACGAUUUGGGAAGAAGAAGGCCAGCAGCAAAUCGAAGUCUGCUAAAAGGAAGAAAGAUAUAUCGGAUGAUGAAAAUUCUGAUUCUGGAAGGAGGAAGAAAAGGGGUAGGUCUAAGAAGAGGAGGAGUGGGAAAAGAUUAGGGAGUGAUUCAGAUGGUGAAAUCGAUGGUAGCAGGAAAAGGAGAAAGGAAAAGAGAAGGAAAAAGGAUGAGUCAUCUGAUGAGGAGGAGGAAAGUCGAAAGAGGAAGAGUAGAAAGGAGAAGAGGAGAAGGAGGAGCCAUCGGCAUGCUGAUGAUUCAGAUGAUUCUGAUGAAUCUCCUAGGCGGCACAAGAGAAAGAGCAGGAGGGCCAGAUCACCUUCUGAUUCUGAUGUUAGUAACUCAGAUGAUGCCAGGGUUGGAAGGCACUCAAAACGUUCAGACAAGAAGAGCCGGAAACGGAAUCGUGAAGAUGCUGAGUAAUGUUGUUAUCUUCAGGGAAUGGGUUUCAUGUACCAAGUCAUCUGCGCUGGCUAAUACAAUGUUACAUGGCUGAGCACUGUGAAAUAUGUCAUCUAUGUUCCAAGUUUCUGCGGAAUGAAGAUUAAAUAUAUUAGGAGGGCUUUUGUCCUUUGUAUUCUGUUGUACUAAAACUGGUUGCUUUUUAUGUAUGGAGCCUUCCAUUCAAUCUUUGCUUGUUUGUUCUAUAUGAACUCGACAAAUUUAUUUUCAUCUCUAAGAAAAAAAUAUAUAGUAAUUCUGUUUUCA